AAAAAUAUGCAAUCAUAAUUUUAUUUAUUUUUUAAUUAGGACAUAAUCAUUUAUUUCCCUACUCUUUUGCUUUCACCCCCUAACUUUUUUAUAUUAGUUUUCCAAAAAAAAAAUUAUAUUACUGCCCGCCGCUCACACAUUAAAGGGAGCAUAGGAAUUUGGCCUUUGACGCCUGUGUGUCAGAGCUCAAGAUUUCCUUCUGCACUGCACCGGACCCUCCUUUCUGUCAGAAGGAUCUCUCUCUCUCUCUCUCUCUCUCUCUCUCUCUGUGCGCGCGCGCCACCAUGAACAGCAAGAAGAAGAGAACAAUUGCAAACCCUAACCCUAGAAACCCCAUGCAAGCCUUUCACUUCCUCCGCUCCCUCUCCCGCAUAAAUCUCAGUACCGCGCCUUUCCAUAAGCGCUGCAGAGCCAUCAGGAGAGCAGCCUAUGCCUCCAUGGCACGCUCAGCUAGCCCAAAUAGAGCAUGGAGCCAUGCCGUCCUCUAUCACCUUCACCGCCGCCGCCAUCGGCCGGUUCCCGAGCAGGCCCGUUGCAAAACCGAUGAAAAUGAUGCUCUACGCAGGCUCUUGCCUGGCGGUGAGGCAAUGGAUACCUGUAGAUUGCUUGAAGAGACCAUAGAUUAUGUCCAGCGUUUAAGAACGCAGGUAAAGCUCAUGCAAGAGAUAGUGGAUUCUGUGAAAGAUGAUGCAGUUCAUGAAGAAAAGAGGCAAAAGGAAGAAAUUUGAAGGAUGGAACGAAGAGAAUGGAACGAAGAGAUAUGUUUAUAUAAAAUGGUAUGAUAAUCGAUCUUUUAUAUUGGUCAAACUUACAAGUCUUCAUGAUCAAUAUGAAAUAUAUAAAUUGUUCUGUAAAUAUUCCAAAGUUUGAUAUAUUUAUGGAGCUCGAUCGAUCUGUAAAUUAAUUGUUUGUGAAUGCUUUUAUGUUGGUUGAUCAGAUUCUUUUUUGUGUCUGUAUUACUUUAUUUUUGUGCUGUAUUUUGUAUUGUUUUCGGCUGAUGAUUUCGACUAUCUAAUAUAUUUAUUAGCCGUUGCUUCGUGCUGUUUUUUCUUU
This is a messenger RNA of Dendrobium catenatum, 1053 nucleotides long. RefSeq names its product transcription factor IBH1. NCBI's taxonomy places the organism in Eukaryota, Viridiplantae, Streptophyta, Magnoliopsida, Asparagales, Orchidaceae. Bases 285 to 728 code for a protein of 147 amino acids. The transcript has a single exon. Gene Ontology annotation, biological process: regulation of DNA-templated transcription. The record is from RefSeq and is a predicted model, not a curated record. Gene Ontology annotation, molecular function: protein dimerization activity.